UAGAUUUAUUGUUUUCUUCUUAUUAUAUUAAAUUUUCUGCUUAUAUAUUAAGCCAAUCUUGGCCUCUUCCUCCUCCGUCCGAUCAGACUACAAGUGAUCUUUGCUACUCCGAAUCCCAGAUGGAUUAUGAAACCAACAGAUAUCCACUGCGGCAAGGAAACGAGAUGCCAUAUCCGUCCUUUCCUGUGACUGUGAGUUUCACCAGAAGAAUUGAUGUCAACCUAAAUUCUACAAGCAUGUUGCUAAAUCCCAUGCAGCCACCGAUUUACUUUCUCGAGCUUCGCUUCCAUUUCAAUUACAGAGAAUUGCUCAGAAACCUUGAAGGCGACCUGAUCGAGAUUCAAGCCUACCCAACUGCUCCAACCUCCUCUUUCCUCUUCCAGAUUCGUUCUUAUGAUCACCUAUUUGAUCAGCCACCCUACAAAAGCCAUCUUGAUGGCCUUUUCUCUUUCUUCAAUCUUGAUGACCCACUACACGAUUUCUUGGCUUAUCGCAUUGCAAGCUUCCUCGUUUUCAUAGCCAAUAAGCAACCUUUCUUGGGGUUUCAUGUGGUGACCGAUGUGGGGAUUACUCAUCAAGACUUGAUUGAUGAAGAUCCCAUUGAUCUGACGAUAUUAAUGGACGAAAAGCACCAAGAAGUGGUUCCCAGAGGUGCAUCGAGUUCCGCACUAAACAGUUGAAGAAGCAGAGCUCUUUUGAAAAGCAGGGCAGCGGUGAUGGUGAUGAAUUAUCGGGCGUUUGUGUGAUUUGUUUGGAGGGAUUAUUUGGUAACCGGGUCGCACUCACAGAGAUGACGUGCACUCAUGUAUUUCAUGAACGGUACAUCACUCGAUGGUUGAAGAUUCAGAAUUCAUGCCCGACUUGUCGACUGGAACUUGAGGACUGAAUGCUGCUGAUUCUACAAUUUAUAGAUGCCAAUUAUAUUUUCUGCCACAGUUGUCAAUUGUAGCCAUGAAAUUACAUUAACUUCAUCAAAAUCUGAUUCCUAGUAAUGGGUAGUUUACAAGGGUUAUAGGAUAUUUUUUUUCCUUCAUACUUACCAUCAAAUUUCACUCUAUGCUUUGCACUCGGAAACACUAAUUAUUCUGUAGUUAGCAAAAGCAUUAUGCUUUCAUUAUUUUGUUGCAGAUAAGAUAGUGCGAGAACCAGUUGUAUGAAGUACAGUAGUUUCAUACUUA
Hevea brasiliensis (rubber tree) is the source of this 1178-nucleotide messenger RNA. RefSeq lists its product as uncharacterized. The record is from RefSeq and is a predicted model, not a curated record. NCBI's taxonomy places the organism in Eukaryota, Viridiplantae, Streptophyta, Magnoliopsida, Malpighiales, Euphorbiaceae. Bases 120 to 680 code for a protein of 186 amino acids. The transcript is spliced from 2 exons.